AUGGCGGCCCCUGAUGACGGCUACGGCGGCCAGCAGCCGUACGGCCAGCAGCAGUCGCCCUACGCGGAGCAGGGCUUCGAUGCACAGGGCGCCCCGCCUCCGCCCCAAGGCGCCCCCGCCGGCGCCGACGCCGGCAAGAAGAAGAAGCGAAACUAUGCUGCUGGCGCAUUCGACGUCGGCGUUGGCGCCAAUGUUGGGCCUGGCGGUGCUCCUCCCAUGGGCGGCGGCGCUGCCCCGCAGUACGGCAUGCCUCCAGCCCCCGGCGCCCCGGCCCCCUACGGCGCCGCCUACCCGCAGCAGGAUCCGCAGCAGGCCGCCGCGUACGGCGCCCCCCAGCCCUUUUCGCCUCAGCAACCUCCCCCCGGCGUCGGCGGCUACCAAGCCCCUGAGCCCUACUACCCUGGCGCCGCCGCUCCCGGCCCCGGCACCCCCGGCAUGGGCCCCGGCGGCGUCGGCGGCCUGACCCAGGGCAUGGCGGGUAUGCAGCUGGGCCCGGGGCAGCAGCAGCCCCAGAUGCCCCCUGCCCAGCAGGCGCGUUCUGGACCCCUGAACCAGCUCUACCCGACCGACCUGCUCAACCAGCCCUUCAACGUGUCGGAGCUCGACUUCCCUCCUCCACCCGUCAUCCUGCCGCCCAACUCUAGCGUGACCACUUCACCUCUGGCGAACUGCUCGCCCAAAUACGUCCGCUCGACCCUCAACGCCGUACCUACGACACACUCGCUUCUGAAGAAGUCCAAGCUGCCGUUUGCCCUGGUCAUCCAGCCCUACGGCUCACUGCAUGACCUGGACGACCCCGUGCCCAUCGUGCAGGACCAGGUUAUUUCGCGGUGCCGGCGGUGUCGCUCGUACAUCAACCCCUUCGUUACGUUUCUAGACCAGGGCCACAGGUGGCGCUGCAACAUGUGCAAUCUCACCAACGACGUGCCCCAGGCCUUCGACUGGGACCCCGCCGAGCAGAGGAGCGUCGACAGGUGGCUGCGCCCCGAGCUCAACCACGCUGUCGUCGAGUUUGUCGCCCCGCAGGAGUAUAUGGUGCGCCCUCCCCAGCCCCUCGUCUACCUCUUCCUGCUCGACGUGAGCUUCGCCGCAGUGUCGACUGGCCUCCUGGCCACCAGCGCCCGCACCAUCCUCGACAGUCUUAACCGGAUUCCGAACGCGGACCGACGCACGCGCCUUGGUUUCAUCGCAGCCGAUUCGAGCCUGCACUACUUCGCCGUGCCUAAGGACAGCGAGGAGAACGGGGAGACAAACAUGCUCGUCGUGAGCGAUCUCGACGAGCCCUUCCUGCCAGUGCCCCAGGAGCUGCUUGUCCCGCUCACCGAGUGCCGGCAGAGCAUCGAGAACUUCCUGACCAAGCUGCCCGACAUGUUUCUCAACACCACCAACAACGGCUCCUGCAUGGGCUCGGCCCUACGCGCCGGCCACAAGCUCAUCUCGCCGCUGGGAGGCAAGAUGGUGGUCCUCAGUGCGUCGCUGCCCAACGUGGGAUACGGCAAGCUCGAUAUGCGCGAGGACAAGAAGCUUCUAGGCACAUCCAAGGAAAACGGCCUCCUGCAGACGGCAAACAGCUUUUACAAGAGCUUCGCGGUCGAGUGCUCCAAGAAUCAGGUCUCAAUCGACAUGUUCCUUUUCUCGUCGCAGUACCAGGACGUGGCUUCGCUGAGCAACCUGCCCAGAUACACGGGCGGUCAGACGUGGUUCUACCCCGGGUGGAAUGCCGGGCGGCCGGAGGAUGCCAUCAAGUUCGCGUCCGAGUUUAGCGACUACCUGUCGUCCGAGAUCGGGCUGGAGGCGGUGCUCCGCGUGCGCGCGACGACGGGUCUGCGUAUGAGCACGUUUUACGGCAACUUCUUCAACCGAAGCUCAGACCUGUGUGCCUUCCCGGCCUUCCCGCGCGACCAGUGCUACGUGGUCGAGGUGGCCAUCGACGAGACGCUGGGCAAGAGCGUGGUGUGCAUGCAGACGGCGGUGCUGCACACGACGUGCAACGGCGAGCGGCGCAUCCGCGUCAUGACGCUGGCGCUGCCGACGACGACCAACCUGGCCGACGUGUACGCGUCAGCCGACCAGUGCGCCAUCACGACCUACUUCAGCCAUAAGGCGGUUGAACGGGCACUCAGCAGCGGCCUGGAGGCGGCGCGCGACUCUCUACAGAGCAAGGUGACGGAGCUGCUCCAAACGUUCCGCAAAGAGCUCGCGGGCGGCAGCAUGGGCGGCGGCCUGCAGUUCCCCUCCAACCUCCGGGCCCUGCCAGCGCUUUUCCUGGGCCUGAUCAAGAAUGUGGGCAUGCGCAAGUCGGCGCAGAUCCCGUCGGACCUGCGUUCGGCAGCGCUCUGCCUGCUGUCGACGCUGCCCCUGCCGCUUCUCGUGCAAUACAUUUACCCCCGACUCUACUCGCUGCACGACAUGCCAGACAACGCGGGCAUUCCGGACCCGGAAACGAGCCAGACGGUGCUCCCGCCGGCCAUGAACUUGUCGUCGGAAAGGUUCCAGUCCUUCGGCCUGUAUCUUAUCGACGAUGGGCAGGUGCAGUUCCUCUGGGUCGGCAGAGAUGCGGUGCCGCAGCUCCUGAUGGAUGUCUUUGGCGUGGGCGAUCGAGCACAGCUGCGGGUGGGCAAGGGCAGCGUGCCCGAGCUCGACAACGACUUCAACGAGCGUGUGCGGGCCGUCAUCGCCAAGAGCCGCGACUACAAGUCGCGCGGUGUUGGCAGCAUAAUCGUGCCUCACUUGUAUGUUGUCCGUGAGGACGGCGAGCCCAGCCUGAAGCUGUGGGCGCAGACGCUACUGGUGGAGGACCGCGCGGACCAGGGCAUGAGCUAUCAGCAAUGGAUGGGGACGCUGAGAGAAAAGGUUGUGCAGUAA
Molecule: messenger RNA, 2865 nt
Organism: Gaeumannomyces tritici R3-111a-1
Lineage: Eukaryota; Fungi; Ascomycota; Sordariomycetes; Magnaporthales; Magnaporthaceae
Product: protein transporter SEC24
Exons: 2
Coding region: 1-2865 (954 amino acids)
Biological process (GO): COPII-coated vesicle cargo loading; endoplasmic reticulum to Golgi vesicle-mediated transport; intracellular protein transport
Cellular component (GO): endoplasmic reticulum exit site; COPII vesicle coat
Molecular function (GO): zinc ion binding; SNARE binding
Source: RefSeq, a predicted model, not a curated record